This is a messenger RNA of Oikopleura dioica, 1557 nucleotides long. The record is from the annotation of a GenBank genome assembly. NCBI's taxonomy places the organism in Eukaryota, Metazoa, Chordata, Appendicularia, Copelata, Oikopleuridae.
AUGAUUUUUAAAUUUGGCACAGAAGAAGAGGAAGAGAUCAAGCCCGUUGACGAUGAAACGAUCAUUGAAGCGCAUCAGGAACAGCUGGUUAGAUGCCUCGAAUGUAAUUGCAUUGGAACUUUGUGGAACACCGCAGAGGGUACAGUUCUCCGGCCAGACAAGGUGAAGACCACAUUGCCAGAGCUUGGUGGGGGUUUCUUUAUGCCAAAGUACUUGAAUGGAAUGAAAGAUUUUAAAAUGAGUCUAAAGGAGGCAAAACGAGUAGCAGAGGAGUUAAAUAUAUCGGCGGAUGAGGGUAUAAAUGAAUCGGGACUGAUUGACAAGACGAAGGUUAAAAUGAAAAGAGCCAGAAAAUUCAUCAAAAGUGAAAUGGAGCUACUAAAUAUCAUCGAAAUAAAAAGAGAAGGACUGAGGCAGACGCUCGAAUUCGAAAGCCGGAAAACGACAAAGCCUAACAAAUACACUGGCUUGUUUUCGGAUGAAUUCGAAGAGGAUGAUGCCUGGAAAUCGUGGAAACGCUUUGCUGUCCAUGGCUACGCGACUAAGAAACAAUUUGUUUCUUACAUGUUCUUUGGCGUCAUUUUUUGGUUCAUCAUCAUUGUCAUCUCCAAUUAUUAUUCCUUGCUCGCCUCGAGAAUCCAGCCUACCUACUUGACCUCUGUCUGCCAAGCCCGCUUCAAAGAGUGUAUCAGGACUACCGAAAUGGAUUACUGUGCGCAUCUUCUUUACGGUUGUAAAACCACAAGAGAGUUUAAUCUGCCGGAUGAGUUCACUAAGCUCGAAAGUCGAAAUGAGCCAGCUCUGAAAAAAUUCGCCCACCUAAAAAAGUACACCGGCACCCUUGCCGAAUAUCUCCAUCUAGCCGGUUAUGCGGUAUUGAAGGACCAACUCUUCAUUUUUGGAGGAUCUUAUGACACUGAGAAGAUUGCGAAACUGUCUGAUCACUGUGAGCUCGUCGAAAUAGACGACUUUUUGAAUUUUUACUUUUUCGGAGCAGGCUCUUCCUUUCUCUCUGUUUUCGACACUCAUGUACUUGUUUGCUUCGACGGCAAAACAGGAAAAGCUUGUCAAAUAUUCGACGGAGAGCGAGUAACCAACGAUACCUUCCAUUCAACGGAAAUUCACUGGGAAGGUGGGAUGGGCUUUUAUAAAGGACAACCAACAACGAUCGGUGGCAAGCCAGUGAAUGACCGUAUUUCUGGAAAACCUACUAAUUGUCGAUACUCUGAGAUGCUGACUGAUGAAGGCUGGCGCGAGAUAAAACGACAUCCAAGAUGCAUCUAUAAACAUUCCGUCAUCGGAUUGCCUUCAGGAGCGAUUGCGACCCUCGGCGGAUGGAAUUUUGAUGAGGGAGUGGACUCAAAAGAAAUUUGGGUGCUGCUUGAUGACUGGGCAAAAAAGACAUCGUUACAGAAGCAAGUAUAUCAUUCAUCUGUUAUACUUAUUGAAGAAACAAUCUACAUGUUUCCUGGUGUCAACAACCGCGAAUAUGCGUAUCCUAUCCAGCGAAUUUUUCUAGGCAAGGGAAAUCGGAUUGAAAUAUUAUUCAGAAAAUAG